UACAUGUAGGGGUGAGCUUGGCAGGGUAAAGCAUUGGGACCGAGGUUUCCUGGAUGAUCACAUAUUUAAUAUCUUGAAAGUGCAUCUGGGCCCUCGUGUCACCCAAAGCUUUAGAAGAACACCCUGGAGGAUAACUUGAACUCCACGAAGACGUGAACACAGAGAGAUUUGGCUGAGUUCUCAAAGUCUACUGCGAUGGAUAAACUAGUUGGACUCUUUAGCUCCGUAGGAAGGAUAGAAUUGAGACAGGAUCAAGAUGCAGUCGACCGUUUUAAUUACAGAUACACAGUAGUUAUUCUAUCAAUAUUCACUCUCAUCGUCACCACUUCACAUUAUGUCGGUGACCCAAUAACAUGCUGGACGCCUGCUCACUUCACGGGGCAGAUGGUGCACUAUACGGAUGAUUGGUGCUGGAUCAAGGGCACAUACUACCACCCCAUGAAAGAGCAUAUUCCACGAGUAGGCGAACCACGUGAGUUUGACGUCAACUACUAUCAGUGGAUCCCUUUAUUCCUGAUGGUCCAGGCAUUAUUGUUCUACAGCCCCAGUGUAGUGUGGCAUACGUUUAACAGUCGCACGGGAAUUGAUAUCAACAAGGUAAUAACAGCAGCGAGCACGUUAGGCGAAGUAGUCCUGGAAAAGCGGGAGACAACUCUUAAGCACUUGGUCCGAUACAUUGAUAACUACCUAGAUAAACAUCGAGAUCGGACGGCAGAAGCAAGCAGGAUCGUUCGGUUACAGAGGUUCUUAGCGGAGAAAUGUUGCAUGAUAUGCGUUGGUAAAAGAACUGGAAGCUUUAUAUGGGUAUUGUACAUGUUGGUUAAAAUAUUGUACAUAGGCAAUGUUAUCGGACAGCUACUGGCGAUAAACUCGUUCAUUGGGAUGAAGCACCAUUUGUACGGGCUGGGCAUUUUCUUGAAUCUGGCAAGCGGCAAAGACUGGGAAGAAUCGCCAGUUUUCCCUAGAAUCACACUAUGCAGUUUCUAUAUGAGAACUUUAGGUGGUAACAACCACAGACACACACUACAGUGUGUUCUCCCAGUGAAUCUCUUCAACGAAAAAAUCUACAUUUUCCUCUGGUUCUGGUACAUCUUUGUUCUAAUCCUCACCUCCCUCAAUUUCUUCUCGUGGAUUUUCAAAUCCAUCCACGGGGUCAGGACGAAAUUCUUCAAGAAAAACCUGGUGUGGAUGGAGAGGCUGAGUGCCCGAGGAAAUACGAUGGCCGAUAAGAAACUAUAUCACAAGUUUGUGGAUAAAUAUCUUUGCGCAGACGGCUAUCUCAUAAUGAGGCUCGUGGCCUUGAACACUUCUGAGUUCGUUAUGUCUGAGAUUAUAGCGGCCUUGUGGGACAACUUUAAAAAGAGACAGCCAGCCAGUUAUGAACAUGGUUUGCUGGAAAAUGGCGGGUAUAACGACUUUAAAAAGUCGAGUGAAAAGGAUGAGUUGAAGGACAUUUAGAUUCCGUCCAUUGAGUACUGCUCUGAAUUUUAGUUGUGUAAGAAUUACACCUAAUUUUACAAGGAAAAUGCAAAGCUAGCUGCGCCCAGUGAUUACAGAAUGGGAGUAUUUUAAUAACAUGUAGUGGCACGUGAUUUGCAAUAUUUUAAACAACAAUGCCAUUUCAAUGCACUUUUUAUUUUAUCAACAUUGUAUAUAUUAACAACAUGUAAAUAAUAAGAUGCAGUACAUUUUAAUACUUAAUUGAAUGAAUAUACACAAUGAAUAUGUUCCGUCGUAUAUAUUUGCAGGAAAUGUUUUUAAAUGCUCAAUGUAGAAAAUGAUAUUUUAGUAAAUUCACAUUCCAAGUUUGCAUUUAUUUGUAUGUAAUGCAGUAACGUGCUUUGAUAAUAAAAC
Owenia fusiformis is the source of this 1854-nucleotide messenger RNA. The record is from the annotation of a GenBank genome assembly. Lineage: Eukaryota; Metazoa; Annelida; Polychaeta; Sabellida; Oweniidae.